ACUUAGGUUCUUGGCCCAACACCUACACAUUCACUAAAGCUGUGGCCGAAAAUGUUAUCAAAACCGAAGCUCAAGAUAUGCCAAUUUGUAUCGUCAGACCGGGGAUUGUGGUAGGGGCACUCCAAGAACCUGCACCAGGUUGGCAGGACGCAAUUCAAGGUAUCACUGCCUUUUUCAUAGGCGCGUAUCUAGGUUUGAUACAUUGCCAACUAGCCGAUACUAAACCUAUAUACGUGAUACCAUCUGAUUACACAGCAAAUAUUAUUUUGGCGGCUGCGUGCUACGCAACAGAGAAAAGUUCCCUUCCACCGAUCUACAACUAUACAGGUUCUGAGAAAAAUCUCUUAACGAAAACUAAACUGUACGAGUAUGGAAAAGUAACAGCAAAACUCUACCCCAGCGCGCACGUCAUUAAUGUCUGCUUCGUGAUUUCUACCACAAACAAGUACUAUCUUAAAUUCCUCCAAUUCUGGCUUCAUCUCGUACCAGCGUAUAUUGUGGAUCUGAUUUGCCUGUGUCUUGGAAAAAAACGAAGAUUCGUCAAAAUGUACCAAAAAUUACACAAAGUGUGUGGCGAAGUAGGAUACUUUAACGUGAACUUUUGGAAAUAUGAAACCAGUAAUAGCGAAAUGUUGUGGAAAGCCUUGACGGAAAAAGACCGCGAGUUGUUUCCGUUCAACAUGGAGAACCUGUAGUGGAAGAGUUUUUUUGAAAUGUGUUCAAUGUACGCAAGGAUUCAUUUCUUGAAAUAUCCGAUGCAUACUUUACCUCAAGCCAAGCGAAAACAAAAAUGCAUUACAUUCUUAUAUUAUUGUAUUGCUUUAGCACUUGUGUGUGU
This is a messenger RNA of Zophobas morio, 838 nucleotides long. RefSeq names its product fatty acyl-CoA reductase wat-like. The transcript has 4 exons. Gene Ontology annotation, cellular component: peroxisome. Bases 78 to 695 code for a protein of 205 amino acids. Gene Ontology annotation, biological process: long-chain fatty-acyl-CoA metabolic process. The record is from RefSeq and is a predicted model, not a curated record. Gene Ontology annotation, molecular function: alcohol-forming very long-chain fatty acyl-CoA reductase (NADP+) activity. NCBI's taxonomy places the organism in Eukaryota, Metazoa, Arthropoda, Insecta, Coleoptera, Tenebrionidae.